CACGUUUUCUGACUAGCACAGGACAUGUGGAGUAGCGAUCUCUACGACAACUCCAUCACCAAGAAGAACAAGCUCCGCUGCAUCAUGCAAAGCAAAGGCGAGCGCGGCCACAUGCGCCAGUACUUCCGCAACAUGUCCCGCGCCAUGGCCGCCAUGUGCGAUGUCUUCGCCACUGUAAUGGACAAAAACAUCAACCCUCAGCACAAGGACUUCGACACGGUCGUGCAGAAUGGCAUCUGGUACAAGACAGAGUUUCCGCAGCUGUAUCUGGGCGGCCUUGGCAAGCGGGUGACGCAGAUCGAGGCCAUUUCACCGGAUGGGAAUACUGCGUUUACGUACUGGACUCAGGGCGGGCAUCCACAGAGUGAGAAGCGCAAUGAGGGGUUGACGUUUGGUUCGAACGUCUCGUUCAACCAUACUGCGUUCGACGAUGAGUUUGAUGCCGAUUUUGAGUUCGAUGAUGCGGAAUGGGACGACUCCUGGUUCGACGAGGAUGACUUUGACGAUGACUUUGAGGAAGAUGAGUCGCUUGACCUGAGGUCUCUUGACGCGAGGGCUGCUAAGUGCCCACUGAAGCCUGGGACGACCGAUUCCAGGGCUGGCUCCUUCGACAUUGGCGGAAGCCACCCAAUUGCGUGGUAGACGUGUUUCGGUCAACGCCGGUCCGCUGAAUUCUUGUGCCGCUUCGAAAGGUCGACCCGUCUUCAUAUCCUUCGAUUCUUGUACCUUGUUUGGCUUUUGUUGCAAUCUCGUCUGUAAAUAGCUUGUGGCAUAUACUAUAAACGUUGACUAGGCCGAGCUACUUAGUCAUUCCAUCGCUAAAACUGGUCUGAGUGAUCAUAUUGCCCGAACUUGUCCGCG
Trematosphaeria pertusa is the source of this 861-nucleotide messenger RNA. RefSeq lists its product as uncharacterized. The transcript has a single exon. Lineage: Eukaryota; Fungi; Ascomycota; Dothideomycetes; Pleosporales; Trematosphaeriaceae. Bases 25 to 642 code for a protein of 205 amino acids. The record is from RefSeq and is a predicted model, not a curated record.